This is a messenger RNA of Sorghum bicolor (sorghum), 1308 nucleotides long. RefSeq lists its product as uncharacterized. The coding region runs from base 81 to 926 and encodes 281 amino acids. The transcript is spliced from 9 exons. The record is from RefSeq and is a predicted model, not a curated record. NCBI's taxonomy places the organism in Eukaryota, Viridiplantae, Streptophyta, Magnoliopsida, Poales, Poaceae.
UACAAAGCCAGGAAGCGUAUUCCCAGUUCCUCGUUGAAUUCAGCCCAUUGGAUCCGUCCGACGCACAGACCCGCACCACCAUGGCCGACGCGCCCACGAGCUCCGGCGACUCGCCGCCGCCGCCGCCUCCUCCGCAGCCGGAGAACGGUUCCAUCUCCUCCAUGGUCGCCUCCUCUGCCGCCUCCGCGGCGGCCGCGGCCGCAGACUUCACCCGCUGGGCGGAGACCUUCGGCACCGAGAAGGCCGACGCCGCCAAGGCUGCCCUAGCCUCCGCCACCACCUUGGCCACCUCAUCCGCCUCCGCGGCGGCUUCUGCUUCCUCCACGGCUGCGUCCUCCGCCUACGCGGCCGCCUCCGACCUCACCCUCAUCGCGAAGGAAGAGCUGGAAUGGGUGAAGAAGGAGUACUCUGCUCACGAGCAGAUUGUGUUUAGCAAGAUCAAAGAGGGCGUUGUCAUGGCGAUAAUGAAUCCAGGCAUUGCUGCAGGUUCUGCAACCCUUGCAGGGAUUGUCCUUUUCAAAAGGCCAAGGAGCUACCUUAUUCAACGAGUACGGCGCAUGUUUGUUAGCAAGGAGACCCUACUUUCUGGCGUACAAGCUGAAGUGAAUCACAUGCGGCAGACUGUGAAUCUUGUAUCCAAUGAACGUCAAAAACUGUUGGAUAGAGCAGCAACCGCAGAGAAAAGAUUUCAGAAAGGAUGGAAUACACUCAGGGAAGAAGGGCGUUCCAUUCAACAUGAGCUGAGUGAGAUUAGAGAUAUUGAAAACCAUGCAGUAGGUCUGAAGGGAAUUAUUGAUCAGCUUCCCAGAGCACAUGCAUCUGAAUUUCGAUCGGAGAUAUCUGGCCUAGCUUCCCAGGUUAAGAAGGAGAAGCGAGUGCUUAAUGCCGCCCUCACGAAGAUUGUGAAUUACGGUGUCCCCAUCUGACUGCCCCUCCAGCCAGUUGUUCUGAGGGUCCAUUGUAUCAGAUUUUUGUGAAGGAAGGCAGGUUCUAUGGUGAACGCUAUACUGCCCACUUGGUUUCGAGAAAAAUGAGAAAAGAAUAAGUUUUGUCACCCGUGCAGAUUUGUAAUUGUGCUGCUGCUGCUGCUGCUGCCUAAUGUCGCAGAAGCAACAUCAUUGAAACCAGAGUAACAGAUGACAUUUUGCAAUUUUUUUUUGUUUGCCUAUUGACAUGUUCACCGCCAUCAGCUGGCAUAUGUUAUUUCCAACUGCUUGUUGCCAUCUCUAAUGUAUGACAGAGAAAAAAAAAAAGCUUAAUACCUAAAUGUCCGUGAUGUGAAAUGAAAUCUUCGGAAAGUGGAAUGAA